AUGAAACAGCACGUACCUCCCGUAGACCAGAUCGAGCGCAUUCUCCAAGGAAAUAAAGCUCACGCUCGCCGCACCCUCGAGGCCGACCCCGAGUUCUUCAAGGGUUACGCCGACAAACAGAGGCCUGGGGUCCUCUGGAUCGGAUGCGCCGACAGCCGCGUUCCCGAGACCACCAUCUCCGACAGCAAGCCCGGCGAGAUCUUCGUGCACCGUAACAUCGCGAACGUCGUCAACACUGAUGAAGUGGGCGCGAACAGCGUCCUCGAUUUCGCCGUCGGCAACGUGAAGGUCCAGAAGAUCGUGGUCUGCGGGCAUACGAACUGCGGCGGCGCUGCGGCGGCUUUGGGGGAUGCGAAUUUGGGACCGAACUUGAAUAAGUGGAUAGAGCCACUGAGGGAGCUACGUAAGAGUCAUCAAGGGGAGUUGGAUAAGUUGAAGACGGAUUAUUUGAGGGGGCUCAGGGUGGUGGAGUUGAAUGUUCAGCGAAGUGUGAAAAAUGUGAAGGCAAACGCCACGGUGCAGCAGGCGAUGAAAGGGAGGGGUCUGACGGUUCAUGGUUUUGUCUACGAUAUACCCACCGGCGAACUGCGAGCUCUUGAUACCGCUGAAUAA
Molecule: messenger RNA, 612 nt
Organism: Eremomyces bilateralis CBS 781.70
Lineage: Eukaryota; Fungi; Ascomycota; Dothideomycetes; Eremomycetales; Eremomycetaceae
Product: carbonic anhydrase
Exons: 2
Coding region: 1-612 (203 amino acids)
Biological process (GO): cellular response to carbon dioxide; cellular response to oxidative stress
Cellular component (GO): cytoplasm
Molecular function (GO): carbonate dehydratase activity; zinc ion binding
Source: RefSeq, a predicted model, not a curated record